AUGGCUCUGCUGAUCAACCAGACGCAGUCGCUGGUCAGUAAUAUCUACGAUUACUACCUCUGGACACUGACACUGUCGGACACCAGGACCAAAGGAUGGCUCCUGGUGGACUCUCCACUGCCCACCGUGAUCUACACAGUCAUCUACCUCGCGAUAGUGUGGAGCGGCCCUAAGUUGAUGAAGAAUCGAUCGCCGUUCAAGCUGACGGGUCUGCUGGUGCCCUACAAUCUCUCCAUGGCGGUGCUGAAUGGCUACAUCUGCGUCCAGCUCUUCACGGCGGCGACGCGUCUUCGCUACAGCUACGUUUGCCAGCCCUGCCGAGCCAACCAACAUCCAGACGAAAUGCAGAUUGCCAAGGCGGUUUGGUGGUACUACUUCUCGAAAUUGCUGGAGUUCUGUGACACAUUCUUCUUCAUUCUGCGCAAGAAGGACAAGCAGCUGACGUUCUUGCAUGUGUAUCACCACAGCACGAUGUUCACCCUGUGGUGGAUCGGCGUGAAGUGGGUGCCCAGCGGUUCAACCUUUCUUCCGGCCAUGGUCAACUCCUUCAUACAUGUGCUCAUGUACUCGUACUAUGGACUGUCGGCUCUGGGACCAGCGGUGGUGAAGUAUCUGUGGUGGAAGAAAUAUCUCACGAUCUUGCAAUUGAUUCAAUUCACAACUGCGCUGAUGAUGGGCAUCAAUGGCAUCCGGACAGGCUGUGACUUCCCACUGUGGAUGCACUACGCUCUUGUGAUCUACAUGAUGUCCUUCAUCGUCCUGUUCGGCAAUUUCUACGUGAAGGCGUAUGUGAGGGACGCCAAGAGGCGAACUCCACUCCGAGAGAUCAACGGCAAUGCCCUCAACAAUGGAUACCACGCAAAAAUCCACUAGAAACAGUCGCUGGACGCCUCUGGGGACAAAAAAAAAACCCACAAACCAAUCAAUCAUCGUGUCGAUUGCAUUGAUUAUGUAUUCUCCUCCCCCUUCACAUUUACCAACAUAAACAUAUAUUUUACUCCACAUCGCGAUAGACAAACCUUAAUCUAUACAAUUGUAUAAGGACAUAAUAUCCUCCCUUUUCUCUGCCAUCCUGAGAGUGGAAGAGGUUUCAAUCAUGCUAAACAAAAAAACUAACUAAGAGUGUGAGAAUAGCUUCUAAGGACGUAUGGAAAUCAUAGGAAUAAAUUCAUACA
Molecule: messenger RNA, 1175 nt
Organism: Phlebotomus argentipes
Lineage: Eukaryota; Metazoa; Arthropoda; Insecta; Diptera; Psychodidae
Product: elongation of very long chain fatty acids protein 4-like
Exons: 5
Coding region: 1-873 (290 amino acids)
Biological process (GO): fatty acid elongation, polyunsaturated fatty acid; very long-chain fatty acid biosynthetic process; fatty acid elongation, saturated fatty acid
Cellular component (GO): endoplasmic reticulum membrane
Molecular function (GO): fatty acid elongase activity
Source: RefSeq, a predicted model, not a curated record